AUGAACACGUCUCUCAACAUCACCACCUACAAGCUCAAGGCCGAGCUCUCUGACAAGGGCACCGCUCUCUACAUCCACACGACGUCACACCAGGAAACCGAGGCACUGCUCAAACUCACCAACAUUGGAGCCAUCCCGGUCGAGGUCAAGGACCCCAUUACACGUGUCCAGGGGUCCAUCUGGGCUCCAGAGCUAGACAUGCUCGACCCAGCCGACCUUCUCGAGGACUUCGGCGCUCAGGGGGUCACGGCGGUGUUCCGGCCGCCGCGAGGGCCCAAAGCUAUCCUGUACCUGACGUUCAGUGGUAGCUCCCUCCCUGACCGCGUCACGGCAGGAUACCUGUCCUACAGGACCCGCCUGGUCGUGCCGAAGCCCCGGCGCUGCCGCCGCUGCCAGAAGUAUGGACACGGUGAGGCCCAGUGCCGGGGUCAUGAGCUGUGUGGCCGCUGUAGCGGCCGCCACCUAACCACUGACUGCAUUGCCACCCAUCCGGCCUGCCCCGCUUGCGGUGGAAGCCACGAGGCGUCCCAUCGGGACUGCCCUAAGUGGCUCCAGGAAAUGCAAAUCGCCACACUCAUCCAUCGGCAGCGCAUGCUUCCGAAGCAGGCGCGAGCCGUGGCCAAUCGGGACUUCGGGUUCCAGGCCCCCGCACCUCGCCGAGAGCCUGCCGAGGUUCAGUGA
Amphibalanus amphitrite is the source of this 681-nucleotide messenger RNA. RefSeq lists its product as uncharacterized. The record is from RefSeq and is a predicted model, not a curated record. Lineage: Eukaryota; Metazoa; Arthropoda; Thecostraca; Balanomorpha; Balanidae. Bases 1 to 681 code for a protein of 226 amino acids. The transcript has a single exon.